This is a messenger RNA of Equus caballus (horse), 1985 nucleotides long. The record is from RefSeq and is a predicted model, not a curated record. NCBI's taxonomy places the organism in Eukaryota, Metazoa, Chordata, Mammalia, Perissodactyla, Equidae.
CCAGCAGCCCAGCGUGGAGACCCUGGACAGUCCUACAGGAUCCCAUGUUGAAUGGUGUAAACAGCUUAUAGCUGCUACAAUUUCUAGUCAGAUUUCAGGUCCAGUGACAUCAGAAAAUGUAUCCAGAGAUUACAAGGCUCUAAGAGAUGGAAAUAAGCUGGCACAGAUGGAAGAAGCACCACUUUUUCCAGGAGAGUCGAUCAAGGCCGUUGUGAAAGACGUCACGUAUGUCUGCCCAUUUAUGGAAGCAGUGAGUGGAACCCUGACAGUGACUGACUUCAAGAGGUACUUCAGAAAUGUGAGGGACCCACAUUUCGUCCUUGAUGUUCCCCUGGGUGUGAUCAGCAGAGUUGAGAAGAUUGGCGCGCAGAGCCACGAGGACAAUUCUUGUGGUAUAGAGAUCGUGUGCAAGGAUAUGAGGAACUUACGACUUGCUUACAAACAGGAAGAACAGAGUAAACUGGGGAUAUUUGAAAACCUCACCGAACGUGCAUUUCCUCUUUCCAACGGACAGGCACUCUUUGCAUUCAACCAUAAAGAGAAAUUUCCAAUUAAUGCAUGGAAAGUUUAUGAUCCAGUAUCUGAAUAUAAGAGACAGGGCUUGCCAAAUGAGAGUUGGAAAAUAUCCAAAGUAAACAGUAAUUAUGAGCUCUGUGACACCUACCCUGCCAUCAUUGUUGUGCCAACUAGUGUGAAAGAUGAUGACCUUUCAAAAGUGGCAGCCUUUCGAGCAAAAGGCAGAGUCCCUGUGUUGUCAUGGAUUCAUCCAGAAAGUGAGGCAACGAUUACCCGUUGCAGCCAGCUACUUGUGGGUCCCAAUGAUAAAUGCUGCAAAGAAGAUGAAAAAUACUUGCAAACAAUAAUGGAUGCUUAUGCACAGUCUCACAAACUUAUCAUCUUUGAUGCCCGACAAAACAGUGUUGCUGAUACUAACAAGGCAAAGGGUGGAGGAUAUGAAACUGAAAGUGCUUACCCCAACGCAGAACUCGUGUUCUUGGAGAUCCACAACAUUCACGUGUUGAGAGAGUCACUACGUAAAUUGAAAGAGAUUGUGCACCCUUCCAUCGAUGAGACACAGUGGCUGUCCAACGUGGAUGGGACGCAUUGGCUAGAGUAUAUAAGGAUGCUUCUUGCUGGGGCAGUAAGAAUUGCCGAUAAAAUAGAAUCUGGGAAAACUUCGGUGGUGGUGCAUUGCAGCGAUGGUUGGGACCGAACAGCCCAGCUGAUGUCUCCGGCCAUGCUGAUGUUGGACAGUUAUUAUCGUACCAUUAAAGGGUUCGAGGCUCUCAUAGAAAAGGAGUGGAUCAGCUUUGGACAUAAGUUUGCACUGUGUGUGGGCCAUGGCAAUGACAACCACGCGGAUGCUGACCGAUCCCCAAUAUUUCUUCAGUUUAUUGAUUGUGUUUGGCAAAUGACAAGACAGCAUUUUCCUUAUAGCUUCCACUAUAACAUGGUUUGGAGCAUAGAGGUUGUUGAUAAUUUUAUCUCCAGGUUCUUUGUUCAGUUCCAGACUUUUAACCUUAACGUGUUUCUCUAACGUAUGUAAGCUGGCCUCUAAUUUCUUGCUUGCUUACAUUCGUUGGAUAUACUAAGCCAGAUAAGAUGUAUAAAAAAUGGUUAAGAUGUAUAAAAAAUGGCUUCCUGGAUCUCAGUGGCUUACAACAACAAAAGUUCAUUCCUUCCUCCCGUCACCUGCCUCUCAGGCUCUGCUGUGGCUCCGCCUCAGUUCGCCUCCAUUCCCUGCCCCAGAAUGCCGGAACAGCCUCUAUCUGGAGCAUCAGCCGCUGUCACGACAGAAAGUUUCAGGUUUAAAUACAUACUCGGAAAUGACAAGCAUCAUUUCAUCUGGUGUGGCAUUUCAUCAACCCAAGUAGGACGUGUAAGUAUGCCUGAGUUCCACAGGGCAAGGAUGGGUAACCGUCCACAGGGAGGGCAAUAGAAGAAAAGGAACCAAAAUAUGUGAAAGCAACUAAUAAAAUGUGCCA